This is a messenger RNA of Solanum tuberosum (potato), 800 nucleotides long. RefSeq names its product rapid alkalinization factor. The record is from RefSeq and is a predicted model, not a curated record. Gene Ontology annotation, biological process: calcium-mediated signaling. The coding region runs from base 140 to 496 and encodes 118 amino acids. Gene Ontology annotation, cellular component: plasmodesma. Lineage: Eukaryota; Viridiplantae; Streptophyta; Magnoliopsida; Solanales; Solanaceae. The transcript is spliced from 2 exons.
GUAGCAGUAGCAGUAGUAGUUAGAACUUACAGAAAAAAAUAAAAUAAUCCAGUUGUUUUUUUUUUCUUUUCUCUAUAUAUAUAUUGAGUAAGAGAGAAGGAAGAUAACGCACCGAUUAGCAUUGAAAAUUUUAUCGGCAAUGGCGGUGAAUUCCUUUUCCUCCAUUUUCAUCAUCUCUUCAUUGUUGAUCGCAGCUUUGAUUAUCUCCGGCGAUGCUACCGGCGGCGAUUUCGACGUGAGCGGUUGGGUUCCGAUGAAAUCCGCCGACAGCUGUGAAGGUUCGAUAGCGGAGUGUAUGGCUGCCGGAGAAUUCGAAAUGGAUUCGGAGAGCAAUCGGCGUAUAUUAGCAACUACUGAUUAUAUAAGCUAUGGUGCGCUGCAGAGUAACAGUGUUCCGUGUUCUAGAAGAGGUGCGUCGUAUUAUAACUGCAAGACGGGUGCUGAAGCUAAUCCGUAUACACGUGACUGCAGUGCUAUUACUCGUUGCCGGAGUUAAAUUAAUUAACGAUCGAAUUAAUCGAUGUUAAUUAAUUAUUAUUGCAAUUCCAAUAAAGUGAUAGUGGUGCUUUGGCAGCGCUUUAUGGUUAAUACAAUGUUCAUUUGGUGUUUGUUAUUUGUUAAUUGGUAUGAUACUUUGCUUCAUCUUUUGGGUUAGAAACACAGAGAGAUGCAUGAAUUAUUCUCUACUUGUUUCUGUUUUAUACUAGUACUAUAUACAUACAAAUAUUGUCGCAAAACUAGUACUAUAUACGUACAAAAAUCGUUGCAAAUUAAAGGGAAGCACUGACGCAAUUGGUAAA